AAUGUUUCUUUUGCUGCAAUACAAAAAAAAAAAAAGAAAAAGAUGUAAUUUGGCGGCCUUCAUUUUUUUUUUUUUAAUCUUUACGGGACGGGUAUAUUGUUUCCGGGAACACUUUUUUUUUUUCUCUUGGUAUUUCACAAACAUUCUUCAAUUGGCUAGAGACUCUCAAGCCAUGAAAAAAAAAAAAGUUGUACGAUCCUGAAUUUUAGAUUUGCCACAGCUUCUUUUUUUUUCCAUUUCGAAUUUCAUAAAAAUGAACCUGUAAAACUUACAGCCUAAAUUUAACGUGCCAAAACUGUAUCUGCCCUGAAUUUAUCCGGUUCAAAAUUCACUCAAAACAAUGUUGUUCAUCUUCAAGAUUUGGCUGACAAUUUAAGCAGAAUUUGAGUGAUUACGUAAUUUCAUUUGUUAACAAAUUUUUGUAUAGGUCUGCAUGAAAUCCCCCCACACCCACAUUCUUUUCUUUUCUUUAUUUCUCAAAAAUGCUACCUCAUUUAUCACUGAUUCCCUUCUUACUUGGAACGUCUGGAUAUUUCGAGCUGCCUGACGGUAAAAACUAUUUCUUUUGGUUUUUCGAGUCAAGAUCAGAACCUGCUAAAGAUCCCUUAGCCCUGUGGCUUAACGGUGGUCCUGGCUGCUCUUCCAUGCUGGGUCUUUUUAUGGAAGUAGGACCUUGUCGCGUCAAUGCUAUAGGAGAUGGGCUUUUGAAUAACCCACAUUCAUGGACUAACAAGGCCAACAUGCUGUUUCUAGAUCAGCCGGUUAAUUCAGGAUUUUCGUACCAUAAUGGUUCCACUCCUAUUGCUGACAGUAACACAGCAUCUAAGGAGGUGUAUGUUUUUCUGCAAUUGUUUUUUAAAGAGUUUCCACAAUUUGCUGGGUCUGACUUUCAUAUUGCGGGUGAAUCAUACGCAGGCCAUUUUUUACCAGCUAUUGCAAACACAAUUUACAAAGAAAAUAUACGUACCCGUGGGCACAUCAUACCAUUAAAAAGUGUAAUCAUAGGCAAUGGAUUGACGGAUCCGCUUACACAGUAUCAAUAUUUUAAACGUAUGGCCUGCGAUAACCCUUUUUACGAUAACAUCAUUACAUCGUCUCAAAAGUGUCAACAGCUCGAAGAUCACCAGAAACAUUGUAAAAUUGCCAUUAGCAGCUGUUAUGAGCAAACAGAUUUCGCAUCUGAAAUAAUAACCCCUUCCUCUAUUGCUGCAUGCAAGAUGGCAGCAUCUAUUUGUAACAUAAAUGUUGUAAAAGCAGUUAUUGAUGAUACCAAGCAGAACAUCUACGAUAUCCGAAACAAAUGCGAAGACGGACCCAUGUGUUAUGAUUAUUUCUCUGCUGUCAGAAAAUACCUCAAUCUUCCUGAUGUUAAGCAUGCUUUAGGUGUCAAUCCGAACUUAACCUUUGAGCUAUGCAGUAACACCGUGAAUGGAAACUUUCAAAAUACAGGUGAUUGGAUGCGGCCUUAUGUCCACCAGUUAGCUGGUAUUUUAGAAAAUGGCAUUCGUGUUUUAGCAUUUGCUGGGGACACGGAUUUUAUGUGUAACUGGAUGGGAAUACGAGCAUGGACUAUGGAUUUAGCAUGGCAAGGACAAACAAGCUAUAAUAGCCA
Mucor mucedo is the source of this 1612-nucleotide messenger RNA. RefSeq names its product Alpha/Beta hydrolase protein. The record is from RefSeq and is a predicted model, not a curated record. Gene Ontology annotation, molecular function: serine-type carboxypeptidase activity. NCBI's taxonomy places the organism in Eukaryota, Fungi, Mucoromycota, Mucoromycetes, Mucorales, Mucoraceae. Gene Ontology annotation, biological process: proteolysis. The transcript is spliced from 7 exons. The annotation marks the transcript as partial. Gene Ontology annotation, cellular component: fungal-type vacuole.